Plectropomus leopardus (leopard coralgrouper) is the source of this 1009-nucleotide messenger RNA. It is a transcript of the gene pglyrp5, whose product is annotated as peptidoglycan recognition protein 5. The record is from RefSeq and is a predicted model, not a curated record. NCBI's taxonomy places the organism in Eukaryota, Metazoa, Chordata, Actinopteri, Perciformes, Serranidae. Gene Ontology annotation, biological process: peptidoglycan catabolic process. Gene Ontology annotation, molecular function: zinc ion binding; N-acetylmuramoyl-L-alanine amidase activity.
AAUAUUAUUUUCUCAUAAAACCCCCAUGACUAAACAUCAUUUUGAGAGGUCAUGCUAAACGUGUGGUUAAAAUAAUACCACUGUUUCUCUUUAUGUCGCUGUAUGGAAUAAUCAGUGCCGAUUCAAUUUCCUCCUUUUCAAUUACAUUGCUGUUGUGGAGCUGUAGACAAUUAUUUAGCCAGUGUGACCUGUUGGAAUAGAACUUUUGUUCUAAUGUGCGCAUCUACGUGGAACGCAAAAGAACAAAAAAGGUGUACUUCCCCUGAACACACCUCCUGAAACCGGUUCCUUGCUAAAAAAGCAGCUGCACAGUGCUGCAGCCAUCUACAACCAGAGGCACCUGUAUGCGGAGGUAUGGCUCAAAAAGUGAACAUUGUUUCAAGGCAGCAGUGGGGAGCAGCUGUGCCUAACAGAGAGUCUUUGAAAGACUCUGCAAAGAAAGUUGUCAUACACCACACUGCCAACCCAAGCUGCAAAGACCAGAAAGCGUGUAUGGACCGUCUUGUCAGCAUUCAGAGGGUGCAUAUAACUGAAAGAGAGUUUGAUGACAUUGGAUAUAAUUUCCUUGUUGGAGGAGACGGUACAGUGUACGAGGGCCGUGGCUGGGGUGUGGUCGGGGCACAUGCCAGAGGCUACAAUCAUGACUCACUUGGGAUUGCCUUCAUGGGAACUUUUGAAAAUGAAACACCAAGCACUGAGGCAAUGUUGUCAGUCAAACAGCUGCUGCAAAAUGGAGUUUCUCAGGGUUUUUUAGAGCCAACGUUUGCUCUGUAUGGCCACAAAGAUCUGGGUGACACAUCAUGUCCAGGAAAAAAACUGUACGCUGCACUAUCUCAGCUGAAGAGUACAUGAAACGCAUGCAGAUUAUGAUUGUUUUGGUUGAAAAUUCUUUCCGCAGUUUCAACAGCAGUUUCACACACAAACCUUCACCAGCUCUUUGUUAAUGUCAAAUAUGCAGUAAACAGGGUGAUGGGUUGAACAUUAUAGAUUAAACACUUACUCUCUUGUA